GGCUUACAUUUUUCCCGGUUCUUUCGCAGGACUGGGCCGAUGGCCAUGGAUCCGCCCAAGGCGCCCAGUGUGGGCUUGGAUCGCGCCGCCGUGGAUCGCAAGCUCUCGGCGCCCAAGGGUGAGAUCGAGAAGGCCGCCAGCGCCAGGCGACAGUCGUUCAUGAAGGCGCCACACGAGAAGCCGGCGAUGCAAUACGAUGCCGAUGUGUUGCUGCGAGCUCUUUGCAAGCCCUGGGAAAUGGGUGGUCAUACACACGAUUUCCUGCUUUGCCAUCGCUCGGCAAGGAGUACCGAUCUAUACAAGCACUAUGAGACGGACAAAUACUUGAUCAAGAAACAUGAAAAGAUGGUAGCCGAGAAGGUUGCCUGGAACAGGCAACGGAAGCUACGAGAGGACAUGCUUCAUCUCUUGACAAGGCUACAUUCCAUCGAGAAGCAGCGACGUCGCUUUAUAGAGAAACGCAGAGAGAAACAUCCCGAAGAUUUUGAGGACAUACCCGACGACUUCAAGGAAGAGAAUGAGAACAUCAAAGUGGGAGCGAUCAAUCUCGCAAACACUUUCUUCGAGAAGAGAGCGUCCCAGCUUGCGUUGAUGCGGCCUUAUAAACCAGCCCCGGCUUAUCCAGAGCACCCUGUAGUACCGCCGCCGCCAGCAACCACGACAAGCCUCAUCGAGCCGCCAAAGUAUGUUUUGGAGCCUUUAGAUCCCAAAACAGUUGCGUUGAGGGAGGAGGUGGAAAAUCUCAACCUCUUCGACGAGAAGCUGCAAACUCUAUUGCCUCCGGCACCAGGAAGCGCAAAGUCCUUUCCAAAGAAGAAGAAGAAGUAAAGGUCCUGGCCAACGGUUCACUUGUGCUUCGGUGCGUUUUUUAUCUUUUCCAAGUAAAGUUUAUGGUUCUAAGCAAGGCAGUGGAUCCAACGGCCACUGCCCGAGCCACGAAGCUACACUGCGGCCAUUCACAACCUUAUCUCCAGCUUAUCCACGGUCAUCCAAUUGGCAUCCUUGGCAUCGGAUGGUGUUUAUGAGCAAAACCAAGUGACACAAAAGAGGUGGAAGCCAAAAGAGGUAUAGUAGAGGAAGAGCUACAAACUUAACAGGGACAGCAGUAGCAGCAGCCAUGGCGAGCGCACUGGCCUCCUCGCUCUCCUCGAUCGCUAGCACCAAGGCCACUAUCACGACGAACAGGAACAGGAAAGCCGGGGGAGUGAGCUCGGUGGUGAGGUGCCAAGCCAGCGAGAUAAAGGACGAAGUGAUCAAACGCAGGGCCAUGGUUGCGAGUGUGGGAGUGGCACUCUUGUCCAUGGUUGCCACUGGAGCUGCCCACGCUAUUCCGCCGGUUCCAGAGGGCGAGCCAAAGCCCGGCACCAAGGAGGCCAUCAAGAAGUAUGCCAACAUUUGCCGAUCCAUGCCCACUGCUGCGGUGUGCCAUGGCUGAGCUCGAGCAAGCUCGAGUUCCAGCGUGCUACCAGAGCUUACUCAUUUGGGUUCUCCAGUGGUCUGGUCUAUGUAAAGAAAAAUUUCUUCCAUGCGCAAUGAAAUGGAAAGACUUUUUACUGUGAAGAGGUAGUUAAGCACUAAUGUUUAACUUAAUUACCUUUUGACUUAAUUCAAUGAAGAGUGCACUGCCCUA
Molecule: messenger RNA, 1630 nt
Organism: Selaginella moellendorffii
Lineage: Eukaryota; Viridiplantae; Streptophyta; Lycopodiopsida; Selaginellales; Selaginellaceae
Exons: 6
Coding region: 40-828 (262 amino acids)
Source: RefSeq, a predicted model, not a curated record